UUGUGCACGUGCACCCUCGCGAUGUGGAAGAGGGGAGAGCCUUCCGAGAGGUCACGUGACCCCUUCGGCUCUCUCCCUCCCCCCCCCCCCCGCUGCAGAAACACAGCCAAGCCACUGGCUGGGAGGGCUUCCAGCGACUGCAGCAGCGGUGCUGAGAGGAACGGAGCAGGGGCUGGAGCUGGCGGCUCCGGAUCGAUCGCCGGCUCCAAAAGCCUUGCACGGGCGGGGGGAGAUCGAUGGCUGCACCCGCCUUCUCGUGAGGCUCUCUGGGCAACGUCCUUGGAACCGCAGCGGAGCCAGCAUGCGGAGGGGCCAGGUCCAGUUUGAGGAAACCAGACAACAGCUCCAAAAACAGCCAGUGGUGGGACAAUGGAAGCCCCUUGCACCAAGCAACAGAGGAGAGGAGCUGCAACAGCCAGAGCCUUCGGUCAAGGGCCCAGGAAGUGGGGAUGAGAACCAGUCUUUGGCUCAACUCAACGUCUCCCGCUUGCGCAGCUCCUCUGUGGAGAUCCGUGAGAAGGGAUCUGAGUUCCUGAAAGAAGAGCUCCAUAGAGCUCAGAAGGAGUUGAAGUUGAAGGAUGAAGAAUGUGAGAGACUUUCAAAAGUCAGAGAACAGCUGGAGCAGGAACUGGAGGAGUUAACAGCCAGCUUGUUUGAGGAAGCCCAUAAGAUGGUGCGAGAGGCAAAUACCAAACAGGCGACAUCAGAGAAACAGCUGAGGGAGGCUCGAGGGAAGAUUGACAUGCUGCAGGCAGAGGUGACAGCCUUGAAGACUCUGGUGAUAACGUCGACUCCUUCUUCCCCAAACCGGGACUUGCACCCCCAGCUUCAAAGCCCCUCCAAAGCAGUCUUCAGAAAAGGGCACGGGCGGAAUAAGAGCACCAGCAGUGCUGGCGUUGUCACAGCUGUCAGCCAGAGUAUGCCUGUGGAGCCAGUCACCAACGAGUUCAAAGAGGUGGAUUCCAUCUUGUUUGCAGAAUUCAAGGCUUGGAAAGAAUCUCCAACUUUGGAUAAAUCAUCUUCUUUCCUAGAAAGGAUUUACCAGGAAGAUGUGGGGCCAUGUCUGGACUUCACUAAGCAUGAGCUCUCAGAGCUGGUUCAGGCAGCCGUGGAGCAGAACACACUUACCAUUGAACCUGUGGCUACCCAGGCACUGCCUGUGGUGAAGGUAUCAGCCAUUGAAUGCGGUGGACCAAAUGGCUUCCGGUCCCAAAUUGUAACGAAAUGUGCUCUAAGUGGCCUGUCUCGAGCCUGUAGGCAUCGCAUCAAACUGGGAGACUCUGGGAAUUAUUACUAUGUUUCACCUUCCUGCAGGACCAGGAUUACAGCAGUAUGCAACUUCUUCACCUAUAUUCGCUACAUCCAGCAGGGACUGGUGAGGCAGGAUGUGGAACUGAUGUACUGGGAAAUCAUGCGUCUCAGAAAGGAAAUGUCCAUGGCUAAGCUGGGGUUCUAUUCCAGUGAGAUGUAGCCGAGGACUCGCAAUCUGGGAGGGCAUCACCAUACAAUUACUCUGCCAGGCAGACAGAAGGCUUGACACAGCACACCUACUAGUGCUGGAAGCUGCCUGAUAUAAGCUGAAGAGAUAAGAAGCACAGAUUAACCUGUUGAAUUAUUUGCUCGUUUCCUGACAGUGCUUAUAACGAUGCAGAUUGACAUAAUUGAGUGAAGGCACCUCUGGACUCUCGCCCCCCCCCCUUCAUUCCACAGCCAGUAUAUAUCAAGUACUCUUAAAAGAUCUGUUUCUGCCAAUUCUGAGACCAUGGCUGGCCCUUGGACUCUUUAUCUGCUUGCUGCUCUGAAUUACAAAUGUAACUGGCCAUUGCUGCACAACACACACACACACAGACAGAUUUGGACUCUACUACCAAGCUGCCAACUUCAGCUGUUACUAGGCAGGUGUGUUGCUCUCCAGAUGCCAUUGCCAUACAGUGGUCCAGCUUCAUAGCCGCUAAGUGUGUGUUCUUGUAAUGUUUCUCAAGCAGCUCUGCUCCUGAGGAGCCUGCAAGAGCCAGCAAGGGAAGCAAGAUCCACAAGAACGCUUUUGAUCUCUGUUUAUAGCUCAGGGUUUGCCUUUUGGUUGUGUGACAGAUCCCAUACCUCUCCCUGUGUAAUGCAAGCAUCUGUUCUAGGUAGAAACUCUGUCUGGAGCCUCAGCCACAAUGCAGGAAUAGGGAACUUGCAUAACCGACAGUGGCCCACAACUGUUCUGAGGUCAGCUCCCCAAGGCUGCGGAUUCCCCCCCCCCAUAGUAUAGACUAGAGAGUUGGAUGCCACAGUAUCUGGUGAGCAGCUCUCCUCACUUGACAUCAUCCCCUCCCCACGGGCUCCUUCACUGUGUUUUGCUGAAGACAAAAUGCUUCUACUGUGUUUGUCCAGUAUCUUGUGCAAGACCUUUCAGUUCUGCUGAAAGGUUCCUAUUUGAUGCCUACAUCUAGCUAACAGUGUUACAAACUCUAGUGUGAAGCAUUCUCUUCUUUGCUUCAUUCACACCGGAGAUGAAGAAUGACCUCACAUCUUUCUGCAAAGGUUUGGGGUUUGUGUAGAUCAGCCUUCCUCAACCCAGCAUCCUCCAGAUGUUUUGGACUACACCCUCUCAUCAGCCCUACAAAGCAUGGCCAGUAGUGAGGGAUGAUGGGAGAUGGAGUCCAACAAUGUCUGAAGGGUACCAGGUGUAAAUUCUACAUUUUUUUUUUAAAAAAAAGGGAGAGAUGGCAUAGGGAUAAUACUGAAUCUUGGUCCUCAAAUUGUGUUUUGGUACUGUAAAAAACAGUAACCAAGCUUGAAUCUGAAUUUGUAAAUCACAGAUCUGGAAGACUUGUUGAAUAUUGACAAAAGUGAAAAGUCUGUCACUUAGCUUUUGAUCUGAAAGGGUUUUUAAAAAAAGAAUGAGGCUUCUCUUUUCUAUACUUUGCUUGACUUUAAAAUGAGGUGGCUGAGGUUGUGUUUUAGCUGGAAGCCUCUGUGUGAUGCGUCCUUCCCUGGCUCUCCCUGUCAGGUUCCUACCUGCUCGUGGUUACUGCCUGUCUCUAGGCACCACCAGGGACUCCACCAGUCCGGACCUCUCUCUCUUAUGAUUUCUCUUCCCGCUCUAGCACAGAUCUCAACAGAUCCCCCUGCUAGGCAACCACCAGUAACGUCCCAAUACUAGUAUUCCCAGAGACUCUGAAUACUGGUAUUGUUAUUCUCUUCACCGCUGCCACCAUUUGUUACAGUUCCCCUUCAGCCUUGGUCAUUACCUUACCCUCCCUUCUGGUCUGUGAAACCCCAGCCAAGGAUCAGGCCUUUGGUAAACCAAAUUAAGUAUUUAUUACAGAUAACAAAGCUAACAAGAUUAACAAGAUUUCUUCUUAAGGCACAUAAGCAUAUGGUUUUACUCAAUACUAAUCCGAACUCCACCUCCCUCCUUCUUCACACUCUCCUGGCAAACAACUCUCUAAACCCCACCAAGCAAUCCACUCUUUCUCUUCUCCCCCCCAGAUUCCACAAUUCACCACCUCACAUUCCCCCAGAUUUACCUGUCAUCCUUUCAUUUAUACUGUCAGCCAUUUUAAACAUUCAGGCAAUCAUCAAGCAUUCUAUUGCCCAUUCACUCCCCCUCCUCUUUCACUACUUACCAUGUAUACUCUAAACAACCAGCACUUACCAUAUAUACACUAAUAUAUAGGAACAUCACACUCUGCUCUGAGAGCCAUUUCCUCCUAUUCUCAAACAAAUGGAAGGCUGGUUGGUGGCUACUCAGUGGUGAAGGGGGGCACUCUGCACAUGCUCAGAAGCACUCACUAUGUCAUAUUUUACAGAUGAGCUCUGCCACUGAGAAUGGGGCUUUAAUGGUAAGCCCCUGUACCAAUGAGGUCCUGAGAAUACCAUCCCCAUCUAUGGCCAGAGCCUCCCACUAGAUAGAAUGAAGUACAUGUAAAUCAUCUCAGUUGCUAUAGUCAGUGGUAGCAUCUCCUCUGGUUCCAUGAGGCAGAAACUCCUGGCUGGCACUAAAAUGUUUUGAACACACAAGCAUUGCAGUUUGUUGCUUGAUGCCUGCACAUCGUUCCUGGCUCUGUGUCAUCUUUGACUCUGGCACACCCAGUUCCACUCCCUGGAGGAGCAACACCAUAUCUGCUUGCAUAGGAGAUGAUCAUCUGCCUUUUGGUACUACAGUGAGAUUGUGUGCAAUGGAGAACACUUUUUGGUUUCAUUGAGUAAAUGGCUUUUUGGGGGGAUAUUAGCUCCUUAGUAUUACAGGCAAGUGGCUGUUUUGUCAGACCCCAAUGGGGGAGAGGGGAAUUGUAGGUUCCCUGCCACCUUGCUGCUCAGUGACCCAGCGCUAGGUUUCAUCCUGAUCAUUUGCAGUAGCACUUGCAUGCUAAGGAUUUUAUAGUAAAUAUAUAUAAAUACAUACAUAUAUAUCUAUAAAAUUAAAAACUCUUCUCCCUAAAGAUGUAUCGGGGAGAAAAUAUUAUUGGAAUUUAUGCUUACAGGAGAAUGUGUUGCAACAACACUUGCCUUUUCCUGCUUUAGACAAGGCUUGCUGUAUGUGAACGGACAAAUCGGCUUUGAUGGAUCCUCUUGGCAUAGCACCCCAGUCCUGUGGUGUUCCUUUCCUCACCUCUGCAGGGAUGGUGAAGUGCCAAGCAGGUUAACAUCCAUCAAAUCCUGAAAUUGGAGAAUUCUUCACAUCUUGACCUACUCCAUUUCCUUGUCUCAAUUUGUGUUGCGGUGUGUGUGUGUAUGUCUCUUAUUUUCUACAGCUAAUUUCAAUAUAGAAAUUAAAUCCUUGCUUCGUUUAGGGAGGAUGCCCAUACUGUACUCCUGGGAUGGGAACCUGGAGUCAACAUCUGGAGGGCCACCACGCCCGUUCUCCUCCUUGACCACUGGCCAUGCUGGCUGGGGCAAAUGGGAGUGGGAGUCCAACAUCAUCUGGAGGGCCACAGGCUCUCCUGGCUGUACUCUGUGUCUGAUCUCUUUUUAAGUUUCAGACAUCUGGAGCUAAGGCUAAGUUUGUGUGAGGUUGUGAAUGAGAACUGGUAAGGUUAGGGAGAUGGCCAUCCUUACAUCACUUCAUGCUGAAAUUAUCUGGGGUAGUUUUAAGUCAUGGUCAUAAUGCUUGUCAUUGACGAACAUGCAUACAAUUAUUUAUUGUAGGGCUGCACCAGAUACAAACUGGCUUCCAGCAAUCCUUGCCUUUAAAACCUUAGCUUUCACCAAUUUGAUGUCUGCAGUGUCAUAUAGGAACUGGCCCAUGCAUGUUUGCGGGCCCCCUCCAAAAAAAGUCCAGCGCAGUAGAACACAGUAGUAGGAAAGCAACGGAGAGAGACUGUGUUGUGGUGAGUGACUUCUAAAGAGAGCCAAGGCAGUUUGUUCUACUUGAAUAGUUGGUUGGUUGCCAUGCUACACUGGCCUAAAAAGCCUGGAGAGGAGCAAAAUGGCUGAGAUCCUUCAGGGGACAGGACAUACAAUUAAGAGUUAAUACCCAAGGACGUAAUGUGUCUGUGCAAGGACUUAUGCUUCUGCAAUGGAACUUCCUAUCCUCUUCCCAUGUGCCCCCCAUCCUCCCACCUAAAUCUACUACAGAGAGUUGGGGGGAAACUUAGAACAGAGUUGGGGGGGCACAGAGGGGUAGGAGAUGAAAAGGAAGUUCAAUUGCACAAGAAAACAACAGGACGACUUUGUUGGAUACAACCCCAGGGGUUUCAGGCUAAUGAGUCAGAUUUUGUAAUCAGGAGUCUAGUCAGUUCUGAUAACGUUUUUUCAAGAGCCUGGCUUUCUUAAUUUAUCCACACACACACCCCAUAACUCUUCCCAAGCUGCUGGGAAGCAUCUGAAUUGCUUUCUAUCUCAUAGGAAUGGGCAACUAUUGAGCUGUUCUCUUGGGUGCAUUAUUAUCUCCUCCUUACUUACACGUUCAUAUUUUAAUAAAAUAUACUGAUCUCUAUUUAAUAAAUAGACUCCAGUACUGA
Rhineura floridana is the source of this 5954-nucleotide messenger RNA. RefSeq names its product guanine nucleotide exchange factor for Rab-3A-like. The transcript has 11 exons. Gene Ontology annotation, molecular function: guanyl-nucleotide exchange factor activity. Lineage: Eukaryota; Metazoa; Chordata; Lepidosauria; Squamata; Rhineuridae. Gene Ontology annotation, biological process: exocytosis. Gene Ontology annotation, cellular component: Golgi to plasma membrane transport vesicle. Bases 302 to 1471 code for a protein of 389 amino acids. The record is from RefSeq and is a predicted model, not a curated record.